Molecule: messenger RNA, 9265 nt
Organism: Anopheles stephensi (Asian malaria mosquito)
Lineage: Eukaryota; Metazoa; Arthropoda; Insecta; Diptera; Culicidae
Gene: Cad86C
Product: cadherin-86C
Exons: 16
Coding region: 1774-7665 (1963 amino acids)
Biological process (GO): homophilic cell-cell adhesion
Cellular component (GO): plasma membrane
Molecular function (GO): calcium ion binding
Source: RefSeq, a predicted model, not a curated record
CACCGACUGUGGACGUCGUCGGUUUUGUUGGUGUGUUUCAUACCGGGUGGAUACUUCUGUGUUUUGACGGUGUACGGUGUUGUCUGCGGCGCUUGCUGCUGCUACACGCUCCCAGCGGGCAAAGAAUUACGCGCGCGCGUCAACAGCCGUUCAUUUGACCGAUAGCCGAGGCGUACCGGUGUGCCUUCAUUCGCUAGUGCCUUCAGCUGCGUGCGUAGAGGCUUGGAAUACGAGUGCCUCGGAAAUAUAUUUUUGCUUAACAACCAGCAAAUAAAACGUGUACGUCUGUAUGUCUCCUGCAGUGAAUGUGUGCCUGUGCCUCUUCCUGUAUGCCGUAUCGCAAGGAAGUUUGAUUUUAUUACAGUGCGAAACACAAGUGCGCAACAAAUUGGUGACUAAAGUUUUCGAAUAAUUCCAAAGUGCCAACAACCGGGGCUGUGUGGGGAAGAAGGAGGGGAAAGGAACCCCUUCAACCGCAGUGUGGGUGUAAGUGCGUGCGUGAGUUCGGAGCUUGGGAGGGUGGACCCACCAUUGGUACCGUGCCCAUUCGACCCGACAGUGGCGUCGACAGCAUUCAAUCGAUCCCCGCAGUUAAGCGUGGUGCGGCAGUAUUCGAAAUAUCCGAAAUUAUUCCCAAAAGAACCCCGUCGCGGGCGUUCACCAAGCACUAGACGGCGAAUGUCACCAACACAGUGAGAGUGCAGUGUGUAGAAUCGGAAAUCAGAACACCGACACUUGCCGAAGCCGUGCUUACCCGAUCAACCCGACAGUGUGAGGGGUCCGUGCGUGGGCCACAAAAACGAAAACGAAAUUUGCAAUACAUACACACACACAGAUAUACAAGGUUGUCAGAUUGCGUGGGGUUGGGCCACGCUGAACGAAGCCAUCAGUAAGGAGGACCCAGGCACCAAAACUCAGCACCAGAGCCCCAGCACAAGACUGUUCUUCGUGACCACAAAAAGUAAGAGCUUCCUAGCUAUCCUUACUCCUUGACACUUGCAUCUCCUAGGACCGUUUGUAGUUUUGAUUCGUACAAUGUUCCUUCGGACUUGAGCGUUUUGCUGCUGAGCUUCCUAGUUGUUUCGUUUCCCUGAAGCGAACCUCGAAUAUCUCAACAAUCAAUAGCUCAGUUCGAGCAAUCGUUUCGCUCGGUUGUCCGUUUUCUUCAGGCUGCGUCACUCAAUCAAACUGUUUGCCGUUUGCUGGCUUCAAUCAAACAGAAAACGCGAUGGAUUGCUGCUGGCGAUGUACGCAACGGUCGCGCGGGCGUGGCCAUGCACAUCGACGCGAUUCGCCAAGAAGAUUCCACUCUGCCUAAGCUGUUCACACCGGAUUGCAUCCGGAAACCAUUAAACUAGCCUUCCUGGUCCCGUUUGCAAGGAAAACAAUCACAACAUAUUGGGAUUCUCACCCUAAAUCCUAACCAAGUUAAAAUCCUUCCGUUUUACGUUCACCACCGCUAAUGGGCCUUUAAAAAUGGGUUGAAACCACAGAUGCUGUCCGUGCAAGCGAAUGUUUGUGUGUGAAGGAAAAUGCAGUUUUCCACCAGUUAUAAUUUGCGCAAAAACAAACACUAACAGUGCCUUGGUAAAAAAAAUCAUAACUUCUGUGACCGUGUGUGUGUGCAUGUAAAAGUAGUUGUGUUUGAUGGUUGUCAAUUGUAAGUGCAAAUAGACGGCUUGUCCAGAGUGAUUUGGAUGCUGCUUUAACUGCCCUGCUAGUAGAAUAGAGGUGCGAAUCGUGGUGUGAGUGAGUGGUAAGGACGGCUAAAACAUGACACAGCUGCUUUCGCAUCGAUCAGACCGCUACAACCACUGCCGAAACAUAAGUCUCAGCAGCAUAAACCAAAGCCAUAAAAACAUGACGUCCAACGGCGUGACGUGCGAGGGUGCGUACAGCAGUACCAGCGGGAGAAGAAAACGAAUAUGUACGAAUAGGCUCCCGCUCACACUAGCCCUACUGGCACUUGUGUCGUGCUGGCCGGAGGCAGCCGGUCUUGAUCCGAAGUUCGAUCCAUCCACCCGGAUGCGGCUGGUGCUCGUACCGGCCGAUGCAACCGUCGGUUCCGUCAUUUAUCGGUUGCGAGCUUCCGACGAGGAGUUUGAAUAUCCGCUACAGUUUGAGCUAGUCGGUGAUGCGUCGUCGUCGACGGUGCAGAUUGAAACGUUACCCUGCACCAAGUUCAACUCCAUCUGCCAGGCGAAUGUGAUACUGACGCGUCGGCUCGAACCGGGCCGCUACUAUGACUUCCAGGUGUCGGUAAAGGACACCAAGGGUGGCAUGUCCGUACAGAGCUGCUCGAUCACUGCCACCAACUUUACCACACCCCACGAUAUUAUUUUUCCGCACAAGGCGGGAAUCAUCAUGGUUCCAGAGGAUGCUAAAAAAGGAACUGAGCUGGACUACGUGCUCGCCAAUAAGAACCCUCUAUUCCAGAAACCCGUGUAUCUGGAGCUAUGGGGCUCACCACUGUUUGGCAUUCGGCAGAAGUUUAUAUCGCCCGAAACUGCCGAAGGUACCAUCUUUCUGCUCGGCCAGCUAGACUUUGAAAAGCAGGCCAUGUACCAUCUGACGGUGUUGGCAAACGAUGCGUAUGCAGAACCUGGUCAGGAUACGCGAAACAUUGCCGGACUGGAGGUGGUAGUUAUUGUGGAGGACGUGCAAGAUGUACCACCUGUUUUUACGGUAGCACCACCAGUUACUCGUCUUCCGGCCGGACUCAUACCCGGCGAUAAGGUUCUGCAGGUGCACGCCGAAGAUGGUGAUAAGGGUGUACCGCGUGAGAUACGGUACGGGCUAGUGUCCGAGGGUAAUCCGUUUACGUCGUUCUUUGACAUUAACGAGACAAGUGGUGAAAUAUCUCUACUUCGACCACUGGACGAUAUACUGGCACUGACACAUGCCGGCGAUCCUGUCCUGCUGACUGUGAUCGCGGAAGAGGUGAAAGUGAGCCGAGAUGAACCACCUGCAAUGGCAACAACAGUGCAGCUUGCGUUCUUCCUGCCCGAACGUAGUAACUCUCCGCCAUACUUCGAAAACGACCACUACGUCGCUCGACUGGAGGAGAAUGCCGCUCCGGGCACGGUACUGGCUUUCACUGAUCCGUAUACACCGCGCGUCAUGGAUGACGAUGCCGGUAAGAAUGGGGUGUUCUCGUUGACGCUGCUCGGCAACAAUGGCACGUUCGAGAUCUCGCCGAACGUUGCCGAAGGACAUGCCAACUUUGUGGUGCGCGUGCGGGACAAUACCCGGCUCGAUUACGAAACUGCCACGUAUGUACACUUCCAAAUCCUCGCACAAGAGCUCGGACCAGCCACCAACCUGUCGACGCUGGUGAACGUCACCGUGUACCUUGCGGACGUGAACGACAAUGCGCCGGUGUUUGAGCAGAACGACUACAUCGUCGAUCUGCCCGAAAAUAUGACAGCUGGCACGAGGGUAGUGCAGGUUCACGCCACUGAUGUUGAUACGGCGGGACUUGGUGGCCGGGUACGGUACACGCAGAUUCUUGGUCCACACAACACCUCGCUCAAUCUGGAUCCUGCGUCGGGUGUUGUAACGGUCGCCAUCAACAACCACGGAUUUGAUCGUGAGGCGAUGCCCGAGUAUCAUCUGUACGUGGAGGCACGUGAUGACGAUGGCAUCGGUAACCGUGCUCAGGUUCCGCUCGUUAUUCGGUUGAUAGACGUGAACGAUGAAACGCCCACGUUCGAGAAACCACUGUACGAGUUUAUUCUAGCCGCAGAUUUACGCAACUUCACCGUGCCGGCGUUUAUCCGGGCGACGGAUGGCGACGCGGAAGCACCGAACAAUGAAGUACGCUACGAGCUCAUCUACGGUAACUACGAAAAUAAGUUCUUCCUACAUCCGAUAACUGGCGAGCUUAAGCUGAACGCACCACUAGUGCCUCGCACCGGGUCCCAGUCACAGUCGGUGGGUGGUUUGCGCCGACGUCGGCAAACUGCCGGUGGCUUACCGCCGAAUCUCGCUUCCACUGGCACCACUAGUCAACAGCAGCAGAAGGAGUCGGACGUGUUCGUGCUGACGGCGCGAGCAUUCGAUCUGGGCGUACCGGUACGCUACUCCACGGCGACGAUCCGUGUCUAUCCGCCAGAGAGUCGUACCCGUACGGUCACCUUCAUCGUGCCGGGCAGUGAUCCGGACCGGAAGAAGGUACAGGACACGCUAGCCGACAUUACUGGUGGCCGUGUGAUCAUCCAGGAGGUGCGUCCAUAUCGCACUGGCGAUGGUGGCAUUCCGACCGAUCUUAUUGGUGCUGGUGGCGGUGGAGGUGGAGGAAGUGGGAACGAGCGUUCGGUUGUGAUUGCGACGAUACUCUACGAUGCUGACUCGGUUGUGGACAUCGCAAAGAUCCAGCAGCGCCUAUCCAUCAACGGCACGGUAACCAACAUCAUUAGCCAGGAGGAACGCAGCGCUAUCCUUUACAAAGCCGAAAACCGUGUACUGUUCUGGCUGCUUAUCUUUCUCGCGAUACUGUUGGCACUGGGCAUCCUGACGCUGUUACUUUGCUGUAUCUGUCCCAGGUGUCCACUGAAUGCCACCAAUCGAAAACGAAUACUUCGCGUGAAUAAUAUCGAAGAUGAUGUACAUCUUGUUCAUAGAAAGCAAGGAAUUGGAAAGCAAUCCAAAUCUGUUCAGGUCGCCGAAUGGAUGGGACGGCGAGAAGCCUGGUCAGCAGCGAAUCGAUCGACCGAUUCCCGUACCAAGCCGACUCAUUGGGAGUACCGAGGACGGCGCGACAUUGGCAAAGGCACACUAGCGGCGGGAACCGGGGAUGACGGGGGCGACGAUCGGGAUGGCAGCCCGAACAACCACGAGGACGAGAGCGGCAACGACGGCAAUGAACGGAAGCGGGCGAAUGAUGGCGGGAAGCUAGAGAAGCAUACAGUUAAAAUUAGGAGCGACAUGAAGAAUAAAUCUACCAAGGACGAUGCGCAUAUGCACCGGUCGCGAACGAAUCUGCUGAACGCCGACCGGGACAUGUAUGUGGAGGACGUGGAUGAGCACGAUCCCGAGUACCAGUCGCUAAAGCGCAUACACCAUCAUCACCACCAUCAUCACGGUGGUGCUGGCAAUGGAGGCAAACCAGUAGCAGACGAUGUGCUGCCGAUCGAUGACGACUCCAUGCGUCGGCAUGAGAUGGAUCGGGGCAGCGAUCUCAACUACGAACGGCGUGGCAGCUUCAAAAGACAAGGACACGCAGCACCUCCACAGCUCGUUGCGCACGGUGACGAUAUUGAGCCGCGUGAUCAGUACUUCAUCAAGGAUGGCAAUGCGGAGAUUCUGCGUUUGAUAACACGUGGCCGGAACGAGGAGGAAAACAUCUACGUCAACAUACCGCAGCAACAGCAGCAACAGCGACCUGGUGCCGCCAACCAGCCUCAGUACAUAAUGGUGGAUAACGGUGGCAAAGAGAUCCUGAUGCGACGGUACAUCGAGGAGCAGGCGAACGGGAAGCAAAUCAUACGGGAACACUAUCAGCUGCUUCCAGGCACCACCUUCAUCCAGACCAUCCCCAACGAAGUACCGGUGAGGCGUGGUGAACACGUGACGGAGGUGAAGAUCGGUGCAGCACAGGCCGGUCGGAGUAAGAUGGGUGGUGAGCAGGGUGAAAAUGAGGACGGUGGUCGGUUAAAGCCGGCCGUCUCAACACACUCCCUGAUGCACCAAGAACUGGAACACUCGCUCAAACAGCAGAACGCGCUGCUGCGGCAGAUACUGCUUGAAAAGGAGAAGCUCGAGGAACGCUACAACCAGUACGAGCAGGCACUCGAGACGCAGAGCUUACCGUGCCAGUCGAUGGCGGUGGUGGUUGCGGCUACCCAGACCGACUGCGACACCGGUACGCAGACCGAUCCGGUUCGAGCCGGUGGACCAAACGGUGGACUGGGCAGACGACGCACGAAAAGCGAAAACGAUGACUCGCUGUCGGAGGAUGAGUACGAGUACGUGCGGUACAGUCCACCGGACAGCCCGGACGGUGUGUAUCUAAUCAAGCGUCGGCGACACCGCAAGAAGACGAAGCAUCGGGUCGGAAAGGGUAGUUUCAGUGGAGAGCACAGUGGCGGAGAGUCAACCGGUGAGAGAAAGUCUAACCGACGGAUUAUUGUGGUGGAGUCGGUGAAGCGGAAGAUCCGGACACCGAUACAGGAGGAGGAUGACGAGCUCGUACACCAUGGACAGCAUGGGCAUGGGCGUGACGGGCAUCACGGGCAGGGUAGCCAUCGGCGUGGUGGACAGGAAACACGUACCAGCAUUCUACGCCGCAAGCGCAACGAAGAGUUGUCGCGAGGCAGCAAUGGGAAUGGACAUGGCAGCACGUCCAACGGUAAAGAUCACCGGCUCAAGCGAGAUGUACUGAUGGAGAUUUCGGAUUCGCUGCAUGGUGAGCAGUCUCGUGGUGGAGGACGGCGCAGUAAUGGUGCUGGCGCUGCUGGAGAAAAUCGACGCAAGAAGGUGUACCGCAAGAACGUCAAGUACUAUGAAGAUUCGGACGGCUCGGAGAAGGAAGUAGUGGUGCAAAAGAACUACUUCUCCGCCGACAGCCUGGACGAGAUCACGUCCGACGUGGAGGACUAUCGGUACUCGGUGACGAAAACCUCCAAAUCGGUAACCGUCUCACCGAAGGCAUCCGUCGAACAGCGCAUUUCGCGUCGUGACGAUAAAACCGAAACCACCACCACACGCAUCCGGCUCACAACCUCCGAGUCGCCGAGCCGUCGUCAGUCGACCGGACCGACCGUUGCACCACCACCACCGAAAGGGCCUGCACCGAAACCACCGCGGAUGAGUAAAUCGCUCUCGAAGGAGGAAGGACUCAACGAGACAACGGCCGGCGGAGAACAGCACGCCGUCAACCCGAAGUACAUGGACUGGUACUACAACCUGGGAAAGGAUGCGGAUUCGCUGGAAAAGCGCGAAGGUCGCAAACGUCAGGAGCAGCAGCAGCAGCAGCAGCCGGCAGUCGGCACAACCACGCUCACCACUACCACUACCAGCUCCACCACUACCAUCACGACGGGCGGCAGUCGAAAGAAGCCGGACAUGGACGCCGGUGCAAAGGGUAAACCGGAACCAGCACCUCGUACCAGUCCACCGAAGGAGGCUCGACUGCUCAAGGAAGACAUCCAACACGCACGAAAGGUGCAACAGCAGACUCAGUCUCAACAGCAGCAACAUCCGGGCUCGGAAGCCGGCAACAGCCAUCCACUACUCCAGCAUUCCGAACAUCGUUACGAGGCAGAGUACGGCACCGGACCGCAGGUGCCUGCACCACCGGACAAGCUUCCCCACUACCUCUACCCCGAAACGCCUCCGAUCGUUAGCCGCGACAAUAAGGUACAGAUCAAGAUCGUCGACUCAUCCGCCGCGUCAACCGGUCCGCAGGCACCUCAAACGGCCGCAAAACCAGCAGCCGGUGGCACCAGCACCAAACCAACCAACACGACCGGCACGAACGCGAAAACGCUCAACGUGUCCACGCUGGAGGACGAUCACGAUUCGGGGAUCGCGAUGAACUCGCUGCUUCACACCAAGGGCAAACGCAACAAGAUAGCGGACAAGAAGAGCAUCUUCACCAUCGCGUACGACGAUGUGCGGAUCCGGCAGAUCCGGUCCGAAAGCGAUACACCGCCAUUCUCCUAACGGCGGGCAGGAAGCCUUCGGCAGCGAUCCAAACGACGCCAGCGUACGCCGUCGGGUAGUGGACGGCCACCGAAACGGUGCAGUGACUAGGAUCCGGGAGGCUUGACCAGCAGCGGAGACAGUAGCUGUAGCAGUAGUACAAAGCAGUAGUGCCGUUUUGACCAUUGAAUGACCAUACUGACACAGACCUUUUUCCAACUGCCAUAUAGUGGUGUUCCAGCCCUCGGCUAUCGGUACCAGCAGCAGCGGCAGCAGUAGCACCAGAAGCAGCAGUAAUAGUAGCUAACAGUAGCGGUAGAUUUAAUUAGUGAUAAACUGUGGAGCAUGGAAUAGACCGAUGGAAGGCGAGUGAAACCGUGCGGUCUCAGAGUAUUGUGACCCAGAUUGGUUUUGUUAGGUUAGGCUGUCUUUCACGUCCAUCGCUCGGAGUUCUGAUCCCGAUGCGCCACCCGCAUGCAGUCACACGAUCGCGCUUAGGCUUACGUUUGCUUGUACGUCCAUCGCCGACGCCCCUUCGCUAUCUUCGGUUAAGCGCUUAUGUACAGUAGCUUUACAAUACUUUAAAACAAGGCACGUGAACCGGACGCUAGAGACAAAUCAUUGUCGAUGCUUACAUUAAAGCGUAGCAUGGGAACCGAUUGUAUUGCGGUAAUGUCCUUAUAACUUGACACCCGGUACACAGUUUGUCCUUCACGCGUUCCUUAUGUAUCUUUACCUGUGUAAAAAUAGAGCAACUCUUGAGAAAGCGAGAGGAGAGAGUUUAAAUUUGUAAAUUUUGUUUCGUUAGUGCCUUAGGUUCGUCAAUUUACUGUUCCUUUACCAAAAUGGAAUCAUUCGAUAGGGUGGCCUGCGACUGCCAGGUGUUGGAUGUAGGAUGUUAGAGGUUUUUUGCAGGAAAAUUGCCAUAAGAAGUAGUUCAAGGUUCCGCCCACUUUGCAUUGCAGUAGCACGACACUUGACGCUCAUUUUCCUGUCCUGUUCAUGUAUAUAGCGACACAUGUUUGUGGUUUGAGUAGCGACAUUGCAGAUGCCAUUCAGGAUGGUGGGCAAGAUAGAAUCGAAGGUCGCAAGGGAUCAUCGUUAAGAGCAAGCAGUUAAUCAUGUAUAGCAGAUAUAAUUUGCGGCUAGGGUUAGUAUCGUAAUUAUGUGUAGUAAGCUGCAACAAGUAGACAAAUGCAAUGCGCGUUGAGGAAUGUUCGUGGAAUGUUCCGAAGGACAAGAUGGCCGGAUGUUCCAAACAUGGUUUCUUCCAUCGGGUCGAGCAAAGUUUGUCGCCGUUAGCAGGUUCAGUAGAAAAAAGAAGGGGGAAGGUACUAGAAUAUUAGCGAACAUCCGUAUUUAGGACAACGAUAGCAAAAACGGAAAAUCGUAGAUACUUUUAAAAACCUAGACUAUUACUUCCUAAACUGAUCAAUCAAGCGAGACGCAACCUGUGGACGCACGGAUAUAGACGGAUGAUCCCUUGGGUGGGGAUCCGCUGCAAGGAAGUAGGACAUUACCUAUGGGAGAGGGAGGGAAUGCAACGAGUAAACUAUGAAUAAAGAGAACUCUCUAUUUUUUACACAAAUUACAAUUAAACAAAAAAUGAAACCAUAAACAA